CUGGUUUGUAUUUCGCGGGAGCAGGUCGAUGCUUUACCUCAUUGGUUCAUUCACCUGCUCACAGUUCACGAUGUCAUAUCUGAGCUCAUGGAGACGACUCGCAUUCAGCAGAUAUGAAUUAUAAAGGUUUAACGGGGAUUUUUGUGGUCGUUUUCGCUAUGUCGUGCGUUGAACGCUGAGAUGGCGUGAAGAUGGAGGACACUGGACGAGUCUGAUUCCAGCUACAGCUCUUCAGUUCUAGACUUGGAGAAGGAGCACAGGAUCUGCCCCGUCUACCAAUCUCCUAGAAUGUCCAGACGCAGUCUCCGUCUGCACCCCAGUACAAGUUACUUAGGAGAUAACAGUGUGCUUGACUCAUCACUCCACAACAGCGCCAACUUACGCAUAGAUGACAAGAAUCUGCGUAGAAGGCCCAUUCGCUCUUGGUCGACAACAAUAUAUCAGGGUCCGAGGUCUGCUACAACAUCAUUCCAGGAUUCCCAUAACAGCACCCUGAACAGCUUUGCACCCAGUGAUUCCUCUCUGCUGGAUGAGUCCUCUAUACAGGAGCGCACACUAGUCGACAGCUUUUGGGGUUUGGAUGAGGAUGGCGAUGUCAGGGCCCGACCACUGCAGCCACAACAGAAUAUAAGAGAGGCCUCAAUGCAGGUCUUCGAAGCUCAGAACGGCUACCUCGGAAGCGAAAGCACCAGAGACUACCAACCCUCUCGUGCUCCAAUCUCUGCCCGGCACACUGCUGCUGCUGCUGCUGCUGAUGCUGCUGGAGGUCGAGCAUCUUCAGCCGCGUCAUCCGGCACAGCUGCAUUUGCUAACCCUACAGUAUAUGGCAGGGACAGCCGCAGACAAAAGCCAGGGAAGACAGCCUCAGGAAGCUUCUGGUGGCUAGUCGAUCUCUUUUCCAAGUGUCUCCCAAUGUUUUCAAAACUUCUAUUUCUUGUACCUUUCCUACUGUUCCUCGCCCUGUGGUACUGGGGUCCGUCCGGAUUGUUGGCCAUGCUGCCUGCUGCUUCGAGGACGUCCUCUCACCUCACCCCACCAACCACUCAAACCUCUACGAGCAACUCUGAGAAAGGUCAAACUUCUGCUGACACUGAUUUUCAGCGGGUCUCUGUUCUGUCGACGGCAGAUUCUGAGAGGCUCACACGCUUGGAAGACCGGAUGGCUCAGCUGUGGGAUCGAGUGGCAGGGGCUUUGCUCAGACAGGAAGAGCAGCACACAGAAGUGUUGAGUCUGUACAACACACUGCGAGUAGAGGUGCACAGGCACACUGACAGAGAAAGCAUGGGCAAGUGGAUCGGUGACAUGCUGGAGGAGAGAUUCAGCCACCUGCAGGGAGAGGUGGAGAAGGAGGCCAAGCACACACAACAGCGUCGUGAAAAGCACACCGAAGAGCGCGAGACAGAGAAUACUCGACUUGCUGAAGCAGAGGCUCUCCUGCAGACACUUGCUCGCAGAACUGAGGAGCUUCAAAGAAAACAAGAGCCUGCUAAAAUGAAGGUGCCCGAGGCUGAGCUACGCACCCCAGAGCCCGACAGUGAGGAGUCAGAGGACACCUCCUCCAGUGAACUUCUGCUGGCAGAGGUGAAGAGGCUGGAGGAGGCUUUGGCACACAUCAGAGAUGAUGUGCAGGGGUUGAUGGGGUGCAGAGACAAAUGUGAGCAGCUGUACUCUCUCCAGAGCUCGGUAUCCGAGCAGGUGGAGAGGGAAGUAAGGUCCAUGUUUUAUGGCAGCGACCGGGCAGAUGAGCUGGAGCUACCUCAGUCUUUCCUGCAGUGGGUCACUGAUCAGUUUGUGAGCACCACUGAACUACAGGCUUCACUCAUAGCCCUGGAGCGCAACAUUCUGGGUAACCUGUCCCUUCAGAUAGGGGAGGGCCAGUCUCCUUCUAAAGAGACAAUCGCCCAAACUGUUCGACAGGCUACUAGUGAGACGGGCCUCACUGAGGAAGAUGUACAGUUGAUUGUGAAUAAUACUCUUAAACUGUACUCUGAAGACCGCACUGGUCUGGUGGAUUAUGCAAUGGAAGCUGGAGGAGGCAGCAUUAUUGGCACACGCUGCACAGUGUCCCACGAAUCCAAAACGGCAUUGCUGAGUCUGUUUGGCCUCCCGCUGUGGUACUUCUCCCAGUCCCCGCGUGUCGUCAUACAGCCUGACGUGCAUCCUGGGAACUGUUGGGCGUUUAAAGGUUCAGAGGGUUAUCUGGUGAUCAGGUUGUCCAUGAUGAUCGUGCCUACAGCCUUUACUCUGGAACAUAUCCCAAAAUCUCUGUCGCCCACCAGCAGCAUCAGCAGUGCCCCUCGAGAAUUCAAUGUAUAUGGUCUGGAUGAUGAGUAUCAGGAAGAGGGACAGUUGCUCGGUCAGUUUGUUUAUGAAGAAGAUGGAGAUGCUCUUCAGACCUUCACGGUCACUGAGGAGGUCAUGAGAGGUUUUCAGAUCAUUGAGUUGCGAGUGUUGUCAAAUUGGGGUCAUCCGGAGUACACCUGUCUUUACCGUUUCCGGGUGCAUGGAAAGCUUGUUGACGAGUAACUUACAACAGGAUGUUAUUAAUCUAUACAGUUAGGCCUACACUGAGGAUGUAUGAUAUAUAUAUAUAUACUGUAUGAAAUGAUUGCAUGCAGGUACAUGGACUGUUAGGCCUCAGUUCCAGAUACAGCAAUUGCACUUCUUACGUCAUAUACUUUUCCACCUCUGUCAUUGAUCAGGGUUAUGCUUUUUCUUUUCAGUUUUUUUUUUUUAUUAUCCCAAUGUGGCUGAAAAUUGUUCACUAGCAAACAAAAUGCAUUAACAAAACUCUCUGAACUAUACACAAACCAGUGAAGAUGUAUUUUACAUCAAAUGUAAAUAUUGUCAGUAGGUUCUCUAAAUUUGUGCAGUUAUUUUAGUUAGUUUGUUUGUUUUAGUUUGUCUGGUGAAUGCCCUAUUUAAGAAUGCUUAAGAUAAAUCACUGUUUGUUUGUUUAUUUAUGUUAAUAUAAGCAAGAUUAUACUGUGUAUUUUUGUAAAUGCUUUUCAUAAUCUUUAUGCAAAUUAUUUUGUAAUUGCUAUUUGUUCUGUACAGGAUGGCUUUUCAAAUAAAAUCGUUUUUUCA
Myxocyprinus asiaticus (Chinese sucker) is the source of this 3087-nucleotide messenger RNA. RefSeq names its product Sad1 and UNC84 domain containing 1a (gene sun1a). Gene Ontology annotation, biological process: nuclear envelope organization. The record is from RefSeq and is a predicted model, not a curated record. Bases 289 to 2526 code for a protein of 745 amino acids. Gene Ontology annotation, cellular component: nuclear envelope; meiotic nuclear membrane microtubule tethering complex. Gene Ontology annotation, molecular function: protein-membrane adaptor activity. The transcript has 18 exons. Lineage: Eukaryota; Metazoa; Chordata; Actinopteri; Cypriniformes; Catostomidae.